This is a messenger RNA of Acaromyces ingoldii, 802 nucleotides long. RefSeq lists its product as hypothetical. The transcript is spliced from 2 exons. The annotation marks the transcript as partial. NCBI's taxonomy places the organism in Eukaryota, Fungi, Basidiomycota, Exobasidiomycetes, Exobasidiales, Cryptobasidiaceae. The record is from RefSeq and is a predicted model, not a curated record.
GGAUAUGUUUUUUUUUUUUGCUUGGCCCUUGCUCGUCCCGCUUGGCCUCAGGCGGCUGUCGUUGUCGGAGUAGGGCUGUCGAGAUGCAUCUCAUCAACGAGGUUGCUGAGCUUUGUCGAUUGCCAGCUUUCGCCUUCGACUUGCGUGAGGGAAGACGCCUUGUUGCCGCCAGCGAGCGGUGGGGCCGGGACCAAGUCUCCCAAGAAGCUCCCGUCGCCUAAAGUGUCUUCUGCUAGUCUUCCUCCAACCUGGAUUUCCUCCCGCCCCUUGCUGACUUCGCUGCUCCGCGCUGCCUCGUUUUCCUCUUGCAAUGCCGCCUUGUCGCCCGUCAAUCUUCCUGCACCAUACUCAUUCCUCUGGAUAGCUUGGUUCCCGUCGCCACGAAAGACAGUCUCGACUUCGAUCGUGUCGGCGGAUCGCUUGAUCCACGUCGCCUGCGUCCUCUUUGGAUCCGAGCGGAGCGGCUCUGGCAGCUCGUCGACUGUGCUUCUCUCGACCGUGAUGGGCGCGGUCGAGUACGAGAUCGUUGUCGUCUGCGUGUACACAAUGCCUACCUCGAGUGAGCGGUGCGGCGCGCCGCUCGAUCCUUCGACGGCGGCGGCGAGAUUGGGCAUUCCGCGCGACAGGAUCCGGUUCCCCGCGCCGAUGACGCCUGCAUCUGGCCCCUGCUCUCCGACCAGCGGUGAUGAAUGCGACAUCUUCUUGCGUUUGUCGCAACGCUCUCGAGAGUCGCACCAACGAUCACUAGAAGCUGCUUACUUGCUUUCGAGCUAGCUGGCUGGCUUCUCGUGGGAUCAGGAAG